Molecule: messenger RNA, 1512 nt
Organism: Trichophyton verrucosum HKI 0517
Lineage: Eukaryota; Fungi; Ascomycota; Eurotiomycetes; Onygenales; Arthrodermataceae
Exons: 4
Coding region: 1-1512 (503 amino acids)
Source: RefSeq, a predicted model, not a curated record
AUGGAGAAUAUAUCACCUAGAGCUCUCCAUCAUAAGCUCACAAAGCGUUCCACUAUGGCGGAGAAGUUUAAAAUGAUACCUGAAGGCUGGAAGCCUCCUGCCGAUCCUUACGUACCAGAUGCCGAUGCUUUAAAUAUUGGAACACCUGGGUAUUUCGAGAAGUACCACUUUUUCGUUCAUGGAAACCUUAUGGAUAAGGAAUUACUGGCCGAAGUCCUUGACCUACCCUCUGAUGAUGUGAAACUAAACCUGCGUCCUGCACAGGUUCUGGGCUAUCAGGCUAAAUUCGGGGGUGGAUGCCCUGUGCUUCAAUGUGCACGACUUCAUUUUUUUGUAGAUGGUAUGGCUUACUAUGUGGAGACACAGGAGGAGGAGAACCGCCUAACUGCAUAUAAAGCAAACGAAUAUACCCUGCGGGACUGUAUCAUCAGAUUCUCCGAUAUUCUAAAUGGAGACAAUGAGCAGGUGCAUGGUAAGACCUUUGUUUGGAAUGGCAAUUCUGCAGAAUUAACAGAAGAGAAUCCAAGCCAAAUGGAGACCAACUACAAAAUUGGCAUAGAAGUCGAACUGUUCCUUCAGCCAAAUGACAAUGUGUACACGUCCAAGGAAGAUUUUGCAAAGGAGCUGGUAUCCAGCUACCGCCAAAUCAAAGAAAACGUGCAUCUAAUGCACCUUGAUCUGGACGAAUGCCCUUAUUUUGGGCCGAAUCGCCUAACUGAAUGGACGAUGGAGGAGGACUGCUCCCUUGAAACUGAUAGGCCUGGACAGAUUGACGCAGAAUUCUCAUCUCCAGUAAUGUACCAUUCCAAUCCACUCUGGAGGAGAUCUGUGGGAUCUGUGUUCAAGCACUUGAGAACCCUUGCAUCCCUUCAAGUGAACCACUCUUGUGGGUUUCACGUUCACAUCAGCAAGCAAGAAAGACCGUGGACACUAGAGGAUCUUAAGCGUGUUUCCCGCGCUAUCCUGUACUUCGAGUCAUCUAUUGAGCUCGUCGUCCCCGAGCAUCGCCGCGGGAGUAUAUGGGGGAAGAAUAAUUGUUGUGACAAUCCGCGAUUCGAAGGAAAGUCUGACAAGGCAUCCUUUGACCUUGUCGAUCUUAUGAACUCCGGGAACAACCGGAAUUACGGUUGGAACUUCACCAACUUGCUGGAGGGAGAUAAUUAUACAGUCGAAUUUCGCCGGGGUCCUGGCCUCACGGCUGAAAUUGAUGCCUUUCGAUGGGUAGAGUUCGUGGUUCGGUUUAUCAACAGCGCCCGAAACAUUGGCACUCGAUGGAACCUCAGCCUGUACAGACGCGACGUGCUUGGACUUCAUAAGUUCUUAUGCGACUAUCCCGUUCCCAACAGCAACCCAGGCUUACUGGAACCCCUUUUCGCAGGCAAGACGGGAGUCUUGGAACCACGGAGACUUGGCCAAUUAACUCCGGAACAAGCUAGACGGCUCAGGGACAAGGAUGACGAAGCGAAAAAUAAAAACACUAUCAAGGAGAAGUGGUCCUUGAUUCCGAUGUGA